AUGGAAGAUGUUAAGGCCAGCCCGUACAACCAAGUCGUGAAUGAGUACGAGAGAAACGGUUGGUCGCGUCAGUUGUCACAAGAAGAAGUAGAAGCCAAAGAUAAACCAAAAUAUUACCUGCCUCAUCACGGAGUUUAUCGACCCGAGAAGAAAAGUACGCCCUUGAGAGUAGUAUUCGACCCUGCCUGCCAAUAUCAAGGAGUAUCAUUGAAUUCGUUUCUCUACAAAGGUCCUUGUCUUAUUGGAAAUCUACUUGGAGUGUUAUUGCGCUUUAGAGAAGAUCUUGUUGGCCUUGUUGGCGAUAUAUGGAAGAUGUAUUUGCAGAUUUGUCUGCCUGAAGAAGACACGCUUGUCCACCGAUACUUAUGGAGAGAUUUAGAUGAAAGUCGAGACCCAACAGUUUACGCACUCCAAAGAGUCACAUUCGGAGAUAAACCAUCGCCGGACAUGGCAAGUUACGUUAUGAUCAAGAUCGCGAAUGAAAAUGAGUCCCAAUGUCCUCAACCUGCCGUGAUUCUCAAACGUGAUCGGUACAUGGAUGAUCUUAAUCAUUCAACAAGCACGCAGGAAGAAGCAGAAAAGUCCAAAGGCGAAGUCGACGACGUGUUAGCUACGGGGAGUUUUAAUAUAAAGGAAUGGUUUGUUUCGUCGUCUGUUCAAGAAAUGCAAGCUGAGAACGUUUCUAGUCCUGAAGAAGAAAAUCCUGAUUUCAAAGGUAACGUGAUAGGUGUAAAUAGUGAAUGUACAACGACAAAGAAUGUCAACCUAGACGGUGAAGAAGGAAUUAAUCAAAACCUUAGGAGUCAAUUGUUCGGUCCCUUUAAUCUUAAAGUUUCGCAAAAUAAGAGUGUCAAAGCCUGGGGUGCUAUAUUUACCUGUGCGACAGUUCGAGCCAUUCACCUAGAAAUCGUAGAGAGUACGUCAGCUGAAGCCUUUCUUCAUGCACUGCGACGUUUUGCUUCACAUCAUGGCUGGCCUAGCACGAUAAUCUCUGAUAACAGGACGUCAUUUGUUGGUGCUGAGAGAUUGUUGAGAGAAUUGGUUGUAAAGGAGAGAAAGAAACUUAAAGAUUUCGCAACACUCUACCAA
Messenger RNA from Paramuricea clavata, 1089 nucleotides. NCBI's taxonomy places the organism in Eukaryota, Metazoa, Cnidaria, Anthozoa, Malacalcyonacea, Plexauridae. The record is from the annotation of a GenBank genome assembly.